Clunio marinus is the source of this 633-nucleotide messenger RNA. NCBI's taxonomy places the organism in Eukaryota, Metazoa, Arthropoda, Insecta, Diptera, Chironomidae. The record is from the annotation of a GenBank genome assembly.
AUGAGAGAAAUGACAAUGUUACCAGCUUUACUCGACAUUGUUGAUGAAAUUUACUCCAACUUGGAUCAUCAAUCAAAGACCAGCGAACAUCAAAUUCCGUUGUUUUUCGUUCCGCAAAGACCUGGUCAUGUUUGGGGAAAAGGAAGAAAAUGUGGAUUUGGACCAAUGAGAGAAUGCCAAAGAGGUCAGCGAGUUAAGAAAUGUGGUGGAGUCUGCGAUGCGGACAAACCAUCAGAGGAUUUCAACGUUUCCAUCGAUGUUAAGGAUUUCCAACCAGAAGAAAUUUCAGUUAAAGUGAAGGAUCGUGAAAUUCUCAUUGAAGGCAAACAUGAAGAACGCGAAGAUGAAUUUGGAAUCGUUUCAAGACAGUUCAGUCGACGAUACAUCCUUCCAGAAGAAUUCGAUCUUGACACAGUCUCAACAUUAUUAAAUACCGAAGGAAAAAUGACAAUCAAAGCUGUGAAACUUCAACCUGCUGUCGAUAACAAUGAGAGAAUUAUUCCAAUUCAAAGAGUCAAAAGUGCUGCAUCUGAAUCAUCAAAAGAAAAUGAAACAUCACCGAAAAUGCAAGAUGAUCAACAAAUCAACGAAGAACAUAAACUUGAUGCCGCACAAGGAACAUCCAAGGAAUAA